This is a messenger RNA of Camarhynchus parvulus, 485 nucleotides long. It is a transcript of the gene C6H10orf105, whose product is annotated as chromosome 6 C10orf105 homolog. The coding region runs from base 96 to 485 and encodes 129 amino acids. The transcript is spliced from 2 exons. The record is from RefSeq and is a predicted model, not a curated record. NCBI's taxonomy places the organism in Eukaryota, Metazoa, Chordata, Aves, Passeriformes, Thraupidae.
GGGGGCUGGCAGCCGGCGGAGCGCGGUGGGAGAGGCGGCAAAGCACCGGAGUGAGGGAGGCAGAGCCCGGGCUCGGCCGGCUGCUGAGAGGGAAGAUGAGCUCUGGCAACGGGACCUCUCCCACCCCGCCUCUCCUUGGGCUCCUGGAGCCACCCAGUGCCACGUCCCCUGAGGGGACAGACUGGCUGCCCAUCAUCGUGGGGCUCGUCUGCACCUUCCUGGUGCUGGCCACCCUCCUGAGCUUUGUCACCCUCUGUCACCCUCCGGCGCUGGGCCGCUCCCCCUGGGGCCCGCAGGAGUGGCUGCCCCAGCCCCCCGUGGAUGCCAGCCAGCCCCAGCUGAGGCUCUGGAAGCGUCUGGGCUCCCUGAGGGGCUCCAUCAGCAGCUUCAGGAGGAGCCAGGUGGUGUCUCACAGCCCCCUGGCCUGUCCCAGGAGCUUCUCCAGCAGCCAGGACUGGGACAUCAUGGAGUCCACCAAAAUGUGA